Molecule: messenger RNA, 3275 nt
Organism: Python bivittatus (Burmese python)
Lineage: Eukaryota; Metazoa; Chordata; Lepidosauria; Squamata; Pythonidae
Product: SITS-binding protein-like
Source: RefSeq, a predicted model, not a curated record
GAGAACAGAAUUUCCUACAAAAUUCAAUAACAGAAAGCUUGGGGCCUGAAAUCCCUUGCUAGAUCUCCUCCCCGUCUUCCUUCUCCUCCUUCUAUCUUUUUUGCCAAUUCAAACAAUGCCUCAUAAUCAACCCAGGAAUAACCCCAGUCCAAUUCCAGAGGUGACGUGGGACUCUGGGCUGAAGGAAAUGAAUGAAACCUGGAAAGGAGUGGUUGCCUGCCUUGGGGUAGUGGUCUUCCUUCUGAUGACCAUUGGGAUCAUUUAUUGGCAAGUAGUAGAUCAGCCAAACAAGAACUGGAUCCUGAGAGGUAGUACCAGUGGUCUGAUCUGGGAACGAAAAGAUCACAAUCUCAUCCUUCAGACUCUGAGAGAAGAGAGAACCUUGCUGAAGAUUCACACAGGAAGCUUCCCAGAUGUGGAGGUACCUUUCAUGAAGAACAUAUGUUGGCAAAAUCGGACUGAAUUCUGUUACACCUGGGAAGCUAUAGUGGACCUGAAGAUCUUCCUGGACUCCAAUCUUUCAUCCAACAGCGAGUGUUACAGCAUCAGCUGGAAUCCCCUUCACUGCCAGGUGAAAUUAAAGGAUUGUUUUUCGAUGGUAAAUGUUUCCUGGUAUGGAGGAGCAAGUGUCAGUAGUCAGCACUGGCCUCUGAACAGUGUGAACAUCAAGUCCCAACCAUUCACUAUCAGUAACCUUAGUAAAACCCCAGAUGCCUAUGGCUCCGUCUUAGAAAGAUAUUUUUUGGGAUCCACUGGGGUGACCAUGAUGAUAGCUUCAGAUACACCAAUUUCUCUCUCAGUGGAGAGGAACAAACAUUUUUGCCUUGAAAAUACCGCUGGCACCGACAUGGCUUCCCUGCAGUACACAGUGUGCAUAAGUCAAAAUAUCACAUCUGCUCAUCAGGAACUGGGAAGCCAACUUCUGAAACAACAACAGCGAAGGUUGCCAGAUACUGAUAUACUUAGGCUGCCAGUCUGGAGGUAUUAUGGUGUGGCUGAUUCUGUUGCUAAAAUGGAGCAAGGAUUGAGGUCUUUCUACAAUAAGCUCCAAAGGCAUAAUCUAGGGGAGGGGUUAAUUGCUCUCAGUGAAGAGUCUACAGCGCUACUUCGAAAUAUGGAUCGCAUCUAUUUACCCAUGCUAAGAAAAAAAAGGCUGCAUGCACUGAGGCUUACCAUGAACUACUUUCGUAUAAAACCUCUAAAACUUUCCAUCACUCUCUCCCCUUAUACAAGCAUCAACUCACCACUUUUCCAGAGGUCCCUGCAAGAAGGGAAAGAAGAAUUUUGGCUGAGCCGCCAUUCUGAAUCUAGCGACUACUCGGUGCCACUCCUCACCAAAUGGAAAGGGCAGUUUUCAGCCUGUCUGAAUAUAACCAGUCAGACUGCAGUGCUCUGGUACUUGAGCCAGGUGAAUCUCCUGAAGCAACAACUGGGAGCAAAGUAUGUGGUUUUCGAAGGUGGUGAAGGCAACAUGUUUAUGGAACAAGCCAUCCCACCUCCUGUGGAUCUCAGAGGGGAUAAAUACAUCCAAAUUUUUGCCUUGAUGGCAGCAAUGCUGGGAAAUUCAUCAAUAAUUACUGGUGGUACAAGAUCCAGCCACCUGCCACUCUUUCUCCAAAUGAAUCCACGCCAAUCCGACUGGAGCUACACUGGUUUGAAAGGGAUUAUUCCAUCUGUGCUUCAUUACAGUCUUCUUGGUUAUAAUUUUUUCAUUCCAGAUGCAAUAGGUGGAACACUUUCAGGUGAAUUUCUAACCAAUGAAGAGCUGUAUAUUAGAUGGCUCCAAAUUGUCACCUUCCUUCCAGUCAUGUCUUUCAGGACACCACCGUGGGUCUGCUGUGAUGACUGGGUGUUGAACCUCACUAGGCACUAUAUUCAGAGACACCAGCAUUUUGUUGUGCCACUCAUUGAGAAAUACAGCCAGGAGUGGGUCUCUAGAGGGGAUCCAAUUUUUCGACCCACCUGGUGGCUCAGCCCCACAGAGCCAGCUGCCUUUACCAUUGAUGAUCAGUUUCUCAUAGGAGAGGAGGUUCUUGUUGCUCCAGUAACAGAACAAGGGCAAUUCCAGAGGGAUAUCUACUUACCUAGAGAAGGUCAGAAAUGGAUGGAUACCAAUACUGCCCGGGUGUUUGAUGGAGGAACCUUCCUCAGGAAUUAUUCAGUCCCUCUUGUGGAUGUGCCUGUUUUCAUUAAGUUUUCCUAGACUCCAGAAUUUCCCAGACUUCAGGACAUUUAUCCAUACUGCAGAGAAGGACUGCUGACAGGACCUCUGUGACUAACUAGAAGUUCUUUUUUUUUUUUUUUGCACAAAGAGCUUUCAGCCAGAGAUGCAAUUUUCCAAAAAUGAUAUAUUCUUCUCCAGUUGGCUGACAAACUUAGGUACUAAAUACAUCACUGCAAGGACCUACUGUGGGAAAUGUUCUCAUUUUGUCCUCAGCAUUGUCAGCCCUUCAAGGGAGAUCAGAGUAAGAAACCAAAGCCAUGUAGGUCAAUACUACUUUUAUUGUAAAGCUAUAGUAGCAGAAUCUUGCAAGUCUGAAUGUACUUCCCCCCUGCCUCCAUCUUCAUGUGAAAUGAAGCUGGUCUGAGCUGCCUCCAUCUUCAUGUGAAAUGGGCUGGUCUGAGACGUUUCCUCGUGUUGCAUUCUUGCCCUGGACUCAGGCCCCUUUUAUCUGACCUUUGUCUUGGUAGAAGCAUUUCCUUCUUUCCUUCAAGGCCAUUCCCUCUGCUCUCUACAGCACUGACAUUCUAUUUGCCUCCGUGACUAAUUCAAAGCCAUCUGGGCCAACAUACUUUACAAGUCAGUUCCUACCUAUAAGUCUGCUAAUGCUAUACUGCCCUCACACCAACCCCCACCCCCCAGGUUCUGCAGCCAGCCUUAUUCCCCAAUCCUGUGGCAACAUAUCCGGUUGCAAAGAUCCUGAAUAAUACUGUUUUUAUAAUUAAUUUUUUUGUCAACAGAAGUCUAUAGGAUUGUUCUGUUCUGGGAGUUCAAUAGUUAGGUGAAAAUUGCUUUGUUCUGUUUUUUUUAGAAAAGCCAACUAGAUUGGAUGAGGGUGUCAGAGAGAGUUUUUUCUUUCUUUCAUUAUAUGAAUAUUUUGUCAAUAUCUUUUCAGACAUAUUUUUAAUGUAAGUAGUUGCUUUUUGUCUUUGUAUUUAAAUGUAGAGUCCUUAUUUUUAGAUCGCUUUAUUUUAUUACUGAAGUUUAUAGUAUGCACCACAUAAAUCUGCUUGACAUGGAAUGUAAUCUAUACAUUUAAAAAAAUAAAUCAAUA